AUGCCUCCCGGAAACCCGCUAAAAACUCAAAAGCUUAAGGUAGGCGCAUCUUCGUUGAUGGAUGCAGCAUUGAACUUUGACGUGAGGAAGUGCAAAAAUCUUGUGGAUAAUGGUGCCGAUUUUAAAGAAAAGACCAAAGAACACGGCGUCUCCGUGGUGCACUUCGCAGCCGCGAAUAAGAAACACGGGGUCGAGCUGGUCAAAUAUUUCGCGUCUCUUGGCUGUAAAGUAGAUGCGAAAGACUCAGAAGGAGAGGAGCCCAUUGACUACGCCAUCAGAGAAGAAGCUUUCGCGGUCGCAAAGGAAAUUCUCACGCUGAUUAAUCCUUCCUUCAACCUCUUGCAAUAUUGUGCAAUCCAGAGCAACUUGGUAGCUGCCAAAAGGGUGCACGAUUUGUACCCAAAACUUGCCAACGAGUUGAUCUCUGAAGGACUAAGCAUUAUUCACUUUGCAGCAUACUUUGCUGAUCGACGUAUGUGUAAAUGGCUGAUUGACGAAGUGGGCGUUGGCGUUCAUUCCAGGAGUACUGAAACAAAAAGGACAGUCUUGUAUUACGUUAGCUUCAACAAGAGUGUGAACCUGAAAUCUCUUUUUGGAGAGACACCAAUUCUCCUCGCUAUCAAAGCAGGAAAUGUCUGCGCCGUAGAGAAAUUGUGCCAACUCGGCGCCGACUUGUCAGUCACAUAUAAUGGGGUCAAUUUAGUGCACCAGUGCAUCUAUCUCGACAACCUGGAUGUCGCCAAGUUGCUGCGCAGUUUCAGUGAUACUCUGGUCUCCGUAAAAACGCCAAACGUCGGGAAAACCGCGCUUCAUGUUGCAGCGGAGUUGGGAAAUGAUCGAUUUUGCGAGUGGCUUGUCGAGGAAGAAGGUGUCAACGUGAAGGACAAGACAGCCAAGGGAGAGACUGCCGCCGACCUAGUUCCUUGGUGCAACCUUCAUCUCCUGAAAUACCUCAAAAAUUCAACUUUCAAAUAG
Cloeon dipterum is the source of this 975-nucleotide messenger RNA. Its product is annotated as putative ankyrin repeat protein RF_0381. Gene Ontology annotation, molecular function: protein binding. The transcript has 2 exons. The record is from RefSeq and is a predicted model, not a curated record. NCBI's taxonomy places the organism in Eukaryota, Metazoa, Arthropoda, Insecta, Ephemeroptera, Baetidae. Bases 1 to 975 code for a protein of 324 amino acids.